Peronospora belbahrii is the source of this 729-nucleotide messenger RNA. The record is from the annotation of a GenBank genome assembly. NCBI's taxonomy places the organism in Eukaryota, Oomycota, Peronosporomycetes, Peronosporales, Peronosporaceae.
AUGAGCACUCAGGCCGUCGACGACGUCCGUACAGAGGGAAAACGCACGUACGCUAUCGUUAUAUGCGUUUUCGCUGCACUUGGCGGUCUGUUCUUCGGCUAUGACCAGGGUGUGGCCUCGGGCGUGCUCAUUAUGGACUCAUUCAUUAACGACUACUGUGUCGGGUGGCACAACUUCACGUACGAGCAGUGCACAUCUGCAUCAUCUAAGAUGCCAGCCGAGUGGACGUACUUUACGGUAUGGUACAAUAUAACCUACAAUUUGGGCUGCCUCGGCGGUGCCUUUAUCGGAGGUUUUGUGGCCGACAAGCUUGACCGUCGAGCGACUAUCUUCUGUGCAGGCUUGCUCUUUUGUGUCGGUACUUUGUGGCUUUGCUUCAACCGUGCACAGGAUCAUGUGCUCAUGUACAUUUCUCGUGUGAUACAAGGCCUCGGUGUGGGCAACUCAUCGUUUUCACUACCGCUUUUCGGUGCUGAAGUGGCCCCCAAGGAGUUGCGUGGCCUACUCUCAGGCUUCAUGCAGAUGACUGUCGUGACGGGAAUCUUCCUGGCCAACGUCGUAAACAUCAUAGUGGAGCACCGUGAGCGAGGCUGGCGUACAACGAACGGAGUGGCCAUGGCCGCUCCUCUGAUUGUCGUGAUUGGCAUCUUUUUCGUGCCAGAGAGUCCCCGCUGGACGUACCUGCACAAGGGCAAGGAGGCAGCGGAGAAAAAUCUCAAGCGUAUUUGA